Paramuricea clavata is the source of this 700-nucleotide messenger RNA. NCBI's taxonomy places the organism in Eukaryota, Metazoa, Cnidaria, Anthozoa, Malacalcyonacea, Plexauridae. The record is from the annotation of a GenBank genome assembly.
AUGGCUAUUCAGAAUGCUGUUGAAAAAUCAGUUAAAUGGGAUUCUUUGUUUCCAAACGUUUCAUCGCUAGCAUCCGAUGGAACAAGUCUUAAUUCAGGAGCACGAUCGGGAAUAUGGGAAAGGCUCAGUCAGAUGCGUCAGCUUCAGGAAAAUGGAAAAGAUGUACCCCUGCUUAAAAUCUGGUGUGCAGUGCAUCGUAGUGCCCUGGCUUGGAACUCAGUUUGCUCUUUAGUUGCUGAGGUCAACUACUUGAUUAGGGAUGCUGCAGCACUUGCGACAUAUUGCCAUUCCUCUGGUGUUCGGACACGGGAACUUCAUAAAGUGGCAACUGAAAACAAACUCAAGGUUCUCAGGCUUCCUCAGUAUUUCGAAGUACGUUGGUCUCGAAGCAUUAGGGCUAUAUUAAUGUAUCUGAAGACAAGUCCAGAUGCAGAUGCAAAUGUUUAUUUAAAGAACUGGUUGAAAAAAUACAGAUUGCAUCUGAGCUGUUUUCUGAUGGAUGCUGUCAUGUUAUACUCAAGAUUCCAAAUGAAGCUUCAGAGCGACAGCGUUUUAGUUUUUAAUCUUGUUAAAGAAAGAGAAAAGUUUCUUGCAAGGUUAGCCGCAGCUAAGGAGAAGCCUGUUACAGGUGGCUGGGAGGAGUUGUUUCUUUCUACAAUUAAAGUAAUUUUACACGAGAGUGACGAAUCUGAAAACGAAG